AUCUGAGAGAAAGAAAGAAAAAAAAAAGAACAAAGAAACAUUGGCCUGAAUCAGAAGACCAGCUGUUUACUUCUGUCAGUACUUUGAAAUUUUGCACAGUUCCCUGGUCCUGUUCUCAGUUACAGGCGGCAGUGGCUCAGAGGAUAAACCCAAAGGUUGAACCUGCAGACCAAUCACAAAGUAGAAACUGAAAGUACACUGCAGGCUGAUCCUACGGAAGUUAUGGAAAAGACACAGCGCGGAGCCGGGCAGUGAUGAGUGCCGCCCCUCCCGGGAUGGAUGCAAGCCGGCGCGGCGUGGGUGAAAGGAACCAGCUGCAGAGCCUGCCCUGCCCAUCCCCGCUUGUGGCAAUUCCUCGGAAGACCGGAGUCCUGGGAGUGAUUAUGGGUGGUGAGAGCUUGCUCCUGCUGCAGUUGCGGUCAUCAUGAUUGCGCCCGCCUCCUGCAGACCAUGUUCCAUGUUUCUUUUAGGUAUAUCUUUGGACUUCCUCCCUUGAUCCUUGUUCUGUUGCCAGUAACUUCUUCUGAUUGUCACAUUAAAGACAUAGACGGUAAAGCAUUUGAGAACGUUAUAAUCAUCAGCCUCGAUAAAUUGGUCAAAAUAAUAGGAAAUGAUAGUGAUUGUCUGAAUAAUGAAUCAAACUUUUUUAAAAAGCAUUCAUGUGAUGAUACAAAGAAAGCUGCUUUUCUAAAUCGUGCUGCUGGCAAGUUGAAGCAAUUUCAUAACAUGAAUAUCAGUGAGGAUUUCGGAGAUCAUUUAUCAAAAGUUUCAGAAGGUACAUUAGCUCUAGUGAACUGCACCAGCCGUAAGGAAGAAAAAAGUAAAAAGGACAAAAAAAAGAGUGACCCAUGUUUCCUUAAGAGACUAUUAGAAGAGAUAAAAACUUGUUGGAAUAAAAUUUUGAUGGGCAGCACAGAACCAUAAGUCCUGAAGUUCCAUCCUACAAGAGUUAAUUUGCCUUUGUAAUUGGAGUAAGUUGCUGGAUGCAUCCUGGAAAAUGAUGAUUAGAGCAACUGAGAAAUCUACAUUUUCAUACUAGAAGAUGGACAUAAACAAUGGAAAAUUAUUUCCUAGUCAACAACUGUUUCAUAUGUAUGUGAACAUAUAGCAGUCCGUAUAACUGUACAGAUUUUAUAAAACAAUUCACGUAAAGCAUAUUUCGCAAUAAUACUAAUUAAACUUCUUCAAAUAUUUCAGAAAACAUAAAAUCUACAAAGUAUAUAAAGGUUGUAAGAAUACAAAAUUGUAACUGUUUUACUAUAAAGGUAAUUUUAUUGCCCAUUGUACAUCCAGGAACUGGAGCAAGAAUGGAAAUUGCCACCUUCUACAAUUUAGAUAUUUAGAGCUCAUAGUGAUAUGUAGAAAAUAUUCACAAGAAUGAGUCAAAUGCUUUAAAGCAGUAACCAUAAAAACCCAAGAUACUUAAGUGAUAAAACAAGACAUGUAAGUAAAUGUGAAUUAUACCACAGUGCCUUCAGAAAAUGAUAAAGUACUUAAAAUGAAAAUAAAAUUUUUUAAAAAUAGAAGAAAUACAUUCGGUUUAAGAAAUCUAAACAGUAGUAAAGUUUUUUCAUUUAUGUAUAAUAAAACAAGUUUUCAAAUUUGGAAGUGUAUUUUGAGAGAUAAUAUAUGUUAGCCUUUUAAUUAAUGGAUUGUAUAUAUUUAAUUUUGACACAUCUGUAUAUAAAAAUAUUUUCAUACAAUACUAAAAACAAGUUGCCUACUUUGCAUAACAAUUCGUCUUUGACAAUAAAUUA
This is a messenger RNA of Dipodomys ordii (Ord's kangaroo rat), 1757 nucleotides long. It is a transcript of the gene Il7, whose product is annotated as interleukin 7. The transcript has 5 exons. Gene Ontology annotation, biological process: immune response. Gene Ontology annotation, molecular function: interleukin-7 receptor binding; growth factor activity. Bases 451 to 924 code for a protein of 157 amino acids. Gene Ontology annotation, cellular component: extracellular region. Lineage: Eukaryota; Metazoa; Chordata; Mammalia; Rodentia; Heteromyidae. The record is from RefSeq and is a predicted model, not a curated record.